CGCCCUCCCGCUCCUGCUCGGCGGCAGCCGACUGUCCCGGCCCUCGGCCGCGCUGCGGCGGGAAAAAGUGAAUCACCUCAUUCCCUUCUGUGGAUAAGAGGACUUGGGCUAGGAGCAUGUGGUGUGUCCUGCGAGGCUGGAGGCAAGGGCUCCUGGGCCUGCAUGGAGCCCUGGGGCUGCGGCAGCCCCUGGGCCUUCGAGCUCUGGCCCAUGUGGGUUCACAGAGCGGGGACGAGUACAGCUACGUGGUGGUGGGCGCAGGCUCCGCAGGCUGUGUGCUGGCCAGACGACUCACAGAGGACCCCAAUGAGCACGUGCUGUUGCUGGAGGCCGGGCCCAGGGACUUGUACGCAGGGAGCAAGCGGCUCUUGUGGAAGAUCCACAUGCCUGCGGCCCUCGUGGCCAACCUGUGCGACGACAGGUACAACUGGUGCUACCACACGGAGCCGCAGCCAGGCCUGGAUGGCCGGGUGCUGUACUGGCCUCGCGGCCGAGUCUGGGGAGGCUCCUCAUCCCUCAAUGCCAUGGUCUAUAUCCGUGGGCAUGCUGAGGACUACAACCGCUGGCACCGCCAAGGCGCUGAGGGUUGGGACUACGCCCACUGCCUGCCCUACUUCCGCAAGGCGCAGGGCCACGAGCUGGGUGCCAGCAGGUACCGCGGCGGUGAUGGCCCUCUGCACGUGUCCCGGGGCAAGACCAACCACCCACUGCACCAGGCAUUCCUGGGGGCGGCACAGCAGGCUGGCUACCCCCUCACUGAGGACAUGAACGGCUUCCAGCAAGAAGGCUUUGGCUGGAUGGACAUGACCAUCCAUGAAGGCAAGCGCUGGAGCACGGCCUGCGCCUACCUGCACCCAGCCCUGAGCCGCACCAACCUCAGGGCCGAGGCCCGGACGCUUGUGAGCAGGGUGCUGUUUGAGGGCACCCGUGCAGUGGGCGUGGAGUAUGUCAAGAACGGCCAGAGCCACACGGCUUACGCUAGCAAAGAGGUGAUUCUGAGCGGAGGCGCCAUCAACUCUCCGCAGCUGCUCAUGCUCUCGGGUGUCGGGAAUGCAGAUGACCUCAAGAAACUGGGCAUCCCUGUGGUGUGCCACUUGCCUGGAGUUGGCCAGAACCUGCAGGACCACCUGGAGGUAUAUGUUCAGCAGGCGUGCACCCGCCCCAUCACCCUCCAUUCAGCACAGAAGCCCCUGCGGAAGGUCUGCAUUGGUCUGGAGUGGCUCUGGAGGUUCACAGGGGACGGGGCCACUGCCCAUCUGGAAACAGGUGGCUUCAUCCGCAGUCAGCCUGGGGUCCCCCACCCGGACAUCCAGUUCCACUUCCUGCCGUCCCAAGUGAUUGACCAUGGGCGGGUCCCCACCCAGCAGGAGGCAUACCAGGUGCACGUGGGGACCAUGCGGGGCACGAGUGUGGGCUGGCUCAAGCUGAGAAGUGCCAAUCCACAAGACCACCCGGUGAUCCAGCCCAACUACUUGUCGACAGAAACAGACAUUGAGGACUUCCGUCUGUGUGUGAAGCUCACCAGAGAAAUUUUUGCACAGGAAGCCCUGGCUCCAUUCCGGGGGAAAGAGCUCCAGCCAGGGAGCCACGUUCAGUCAGAUAAAGAGAUAGAUGCCUUUGUGCGGGCAAAGGCUGACAGUGCCUAUCACCCCUCGUGCACCUGCAAGAUGGGCCAGCCCUCCGACCCCACUGCCGUGGUGGAUCCGCAGACCAAGGUCCUCGGGGUGGAAAACCUCAGGGUCAUCGACGCCUCCAUCAUGCCCAGCGUGGUCAGCGGCAACCUGAACGCUCCCACGAUCAUGCUCGCAGAGAAAGCAGCUGACAUUAUUAAGGGGCAGCCUGCACUGUGGGACAAGGACGUCCCUGUCUACAAGCCCAGGACCCUGGACACCCAGCGUUAAGGCAAUCACUGCCCCUCGACAAGCCAAGAGGGCCAGCACAGCCCUUGCUCCAAAUGUCCUUCCUGAAACUGUCUAGAACGUUAGGACCCAGGAGGCACCCUACUCCGUGGCUGAGCAUUGGAUAAUUCCUUGGGAAAUAAGAC
Propithecus coquereli (Coquerel's sifaka) is the source of this 2044-nucleotide messenger RNA. RefSeq names its product choline dehydrogenase (gene CHDH). Lineage: Eukaryota; Metazoa; Chordata; Mammalia; Primates; Indriidae. The transcript is spliced from 8 exons. Gene Ontology annotation, molecular function: choline dehydrogenase activity; flavin adenine dinucleotide binding. The record is from RefSeq and is a predicted model, not a curated record. Gene Ontology annotation, cellular component: mitochondrial inner membrane. Bases 117 to 1901 code for a protein of 594 amino acids.